Messenger RNA from Bacidia gigantensis, 2553 nucleotides. RefSeq lists its product as uncharacterized. The record is from RefSeq and is a predicted model, not a curated record. Bases 1 to 2553 code for a protein of 850 amino acids. The transcript has 3 exons. Lineage: Eukaryota; Fungi; Ascomycota; Lecanoromycetes; Lecanorales; Ramalinaceae. Gene Ontology annotation, biological process: negative regulation of transcription by RNA polymerase II; positive regulation of transcription by RNA polymerase II. Gene Ontology annotation, molecular function: zinc ion binding; DNA-binding transcription factor activity, RNA polymerase II-specific; RNA polymerase II cis-regulatory region sequence-specific DNA binding.
AUGCGACCCUCUGUGACGGCAGCUAACCGCCAACAAGCCGACCUGCAUGCUCCCCCGCUUCGUUCCCAGAACACGCUGGAUUCCUCACCCGAGAGACAGAAGGCGCGCAAAGAGGUCCUCCAAGAUGCCAUAUUCCCUUCCUACAAAGACGACGCAGGAGGCCCGGACUCUAGCCACCCGGACGAAAUGGCGAAAGAGGACCCACUGGGGAUCCAGAUGUGGAAGCUCUGGAGCAGGACCAAGCACCAGCUGCCAAACCAAGAGCGCAUGGAUAACCUGACCUGGCGGAUGAUGGCGAUGAACCUCAAACGCAAGGAACGGGAGCAGGCGAGAUUCAAUGAAUUGCAGCAGCGCACCAGAACACGGCAGCCUUCUGGAAUUGCGCAGCUUCGAAAUGGACUCUCUGUACCUGAAUCGAACAUCAACGCAGAUGACAUGAACAUUGACGAUUUCAUACUUCCCAACUCAACUGCGUCUCCUGCCAAUCUCACCCCUUCUCCUCCAACUCCACCACCGAAUACGGUAGUAGCAGCCAUUCCCAUUAAGCAACGAAAAGAACCCCAACAGCAGCAUGGUGCUUUUUCACAUUUCCCACCGUCCGCCCCUUCGCAAGAGCGGGCCCGGAGCAGAGAAUUUGAUUAUGUCCAAAGGCGAGUUCGAAAGACAAGUAUUGACGAGACCAAAGGUCGAAAACGUCCUGCUGAGUUCUCCCCUCAAGUCCAAGCAACUGCCGCUCCUAGCAUCAUGAUUCCCAGCGAUGCGGAUCCGGACCAUGGUCUGGUUGACUAUUCACUGGAUCAGUCCCAUCAUCCCGGAUUUCUUGUUCAUGCCAACUCCUUUCCACAACAGCUAUCUUUCAAUAUGAAUGACUAUAAUAUGGAUGAUCCAAUUCUGAACUCUGCUGGGGUCAAUUCGAACUUUGGCUUCUCUCCAAACAUUUCCCCAAUCAAUAGUGCUGGUAUCCCCAAUCACUACGGCAAGGGUAUGGAUGGAUAUCCCUUGAGUGCUGGUGACUUCAGAUCGCCUCCAGAUUCAACCCGUCCAUCCAGUGGAUCGACACCACAGCCACUGUACGAAAACAUGGAAGUGCACCGUGGACGAGCACAGAACAUACCGAUUCAUCGGGCACCACAUUUCAACAAUGAUAUGCAGCAGCACUACAUGUUCAAUAUGGGCCAUGACACAAUGCUGAACUCUGCAAGCAGCACAGGAGGUCUGUCAAGCUUCCCAACGCCUGCUUAUUCCAUGCAACAACAUGUCAAUCCUUCUCAUGUUCUACGCCCAGAGCAUCCGGAUAGUCAAAUGCAAGGCACAAUGUCUGCACGCAAUGAGAAUAUCUUUACUUUCGGCGACGACUCAGACAACGAAGAAGACGAACGAUCGUCUUUUCCAGAGGGAACGAUGAUGAUGCAGACUGACUACUCGCCGGUAGAGGAUCCUCCACUUGAUGUACGGCACAGUAUGUCUUGGGAUGGGGGGCAGAUGCACAACAUGGCCUCGCGGCUCGCUGGUGGUGGUCCGAAGAAGCAAGUAACCAUAGGUGGAACCGAAAUGGUUUCCUCACCCCAGGAUUGGUCUCCCGACGGCCCCGUAAAUCACAGUCGCGGACCAUCGGCUUCCGUCAGUGACGUUCGAAAGAGGAGUAACGAUCCACGGCAGCAAAAGAUUCCGCGCACAAGCUCGACUCCUAAUGUCCUGAAUUUUGGCCAACAAAUAUCCAUGAAUGGCCGUCCACAAUCUUCUCCCAGUUCUCCUCCGAUCUCUGGCUUCAGUAGUACUGUGCCCUCUCGUCCAUCCAGCCCGGACGGGUCCAAAUCCGGAGACAACAAUGGGGUUCCAACAACCUGCACUAAUUGCUUUACGCAGACCACACCACUAUGGCGCCGAAAUCCCGAAGGGCAUCCAUUGUGCAACGCUUGUGGCCUCUUUUUGAAAUUGCAUGGUGUGGUUCGACCUCUUUCCUUGAAGACAGACGUCAUCAAGAAGCGGAACAGGGGAAGUGGCCACCAGCUGCCAGUCGGUGCCGCCUCAACAAGGUCCUCAAAGAAGAACUCGCGGAAGAACUCUGUCAACCAGGCGGCUGCUGCUACUCCUACUCCUACAAGAGGUGGGCAGAACGAUUCGGCAUCGCCCCCUUCUACCUAUGGUUCAGGAUCAACUGCUGGCAGUACGCCUACAAGCUAUGGACCAGGGACAUCUUCUGGUAAGAGCGGCGUUGUUGCCAUCGCGGCUGCGCCCCCCAAACCCUCAUCAGUGUCCACUCAAAGUAGGCCAUCCACUACCGUUGUCCCUAAACGUCAGCGUAGGCACUCAAAGGCAAAUACAAAUAAGAGUGGAGAUGGUUUACAAGAAGCUGAAAUGGCUGACGCAGACGAUAUCAGUGGGAAGGCUUCAUCUACAGCUGCUCGAAAUAAAGAUAUCGCCAAUCACUCAGCUAUGCACGGUGGUAUGAGUGGCAUGUCCAGCAUCAUGGGUGGUGCUCAGCCAACCGCAAUGGCUGGUGGGCCUGGUAAUGGGAGUCAAGAAUGGGAGUGGCUCACCAUGAGCUUGUGA